AUGGCGGGUUCCGGCGAGGAGGAGGAGGCGGCGGCGGCGGAGGGGGGUCCGUCGCGGACCUUGUUCCUCUGGGACGACGGCAGCCCCAUGCGCUUCUACGUGCGGCCUGGGCUGGCCAAGCUGCGUCUGGCGCCGCUGGUGCUGGCGGGCGGCGGGCGGCUGUGCCGCGUGCAGGAGCCGGGCGCGGUGCUCCUGGCGCAGCCCGGCGAGGCGGCGCCCGGCGGCGCCGUCUCCGCCGAGUACGUGGAGGAGUGCGUGCGGCGCAACCGGAGGCUGCCGCUGGAGAGCUGGCGCCUGCCGUCCGCGCCCCCCGCCGCCGCAGCGGCCCCCGCGCCGCGCGGCCGUUUGGCCUUCACGGCCGCGGAGGACGCGGCGCUGCUGCGGGCGGUGCGCGGGCGGCGCGCGGCGCGGGCGAGCGGCACGGCGCUCUGGAAAGAGCUGGAGCGGCGCCGCCUGACGCGCCACUCUUGGCAGGCCAUGCGCGACCGCUACCUGCGCCACUUGCGCCCCACGCAGCCCCGGCGCGCGGACGCCCCCGGGGAGCCCGCCGCGGAGCUGGGCAUCUUCGCCGCAGCCAACCGGGAGUUUGAGAGCACCGAGUCAGAAAGCGAUGCCUCUGACGUUUCAGAAGGAUUCGCUUCAGAAAACGGAGAGGGAAAGUCCACAGAAGAGACGGCUUCUCCUUUGAAAAUGGGAGAGCAGGACUUGGCUCUCCCUGAUACUCAGCUGCAAGAGGAGGAAAGACAAAAAAGCAUUUGCCCAUCUGCUGCUGCAGUAGGAGAGGCAGUGAAAACUAUACAGCACUUAAUGGAGAAGUUCAGUAUGGACCUGCUCACUGUGACCCAGGCCCUUCUGAAGAAUACUGGUGAGGUGGAGACUACCUUCAACUUUCUGCAGACAGGACAGCGCUUGGACGGGUACCCUGUGUGGAGCAGAGAAGAUGACUUGGAAUUGCAAAAACAUGAUAAAAAUAUCAGAAACAAACUGAUAGCAAAAUUUGGAGCUGAAAAUGUAGCAAAAAGAAUAGCAUUUAGGAAGAGUUAGAAAGUAAAGUAGCAGAGAGUGGCUCAUUUUGGACUGUGCCAAGGACUUAUACAAGCAGAGUCAUUUUGUAUGUGCCAAUGU
Messenger RNA from Nothoprocta perdicaria, 1125 nucleotides. It is a transcript of the gene TERF2IP, whose product is annotated as TERF2 interacting protein. The coding region runs from base 1 to 1044 and encodes 347 amino acids. Gene Ontology annotation, molecular function: telomeric repeat DNA binding. Gene Ontology annotation, cellular component: shelterin complex. Gene Ontology annotation, biological process: regulation of DNA-templated transcription; telomere maintenance via telomere lengthening. The transcript is spliced from 3 exons. Lineage: Eukaryota; Metazoa; Chordata; Aves; Tinamiformes; Tinamidae. The record is from RefSeq and is a predicted model, not a curated record.